Molecule: messenger RNA, 2609 nt
Organism: Cannabis sativa
Lineage: Eukaryota; Viridiplantae; Streptophyta; Magnoliopsida; Rosales; Cannabaceae
Product: mitogen-activated protein kinase kinase kinase 1
Exons: 9
Coding region: 317-2101 (594 amino acids)
Biological process (GO): protein phosphorylation
Molecular function (GO): ATP binding; protein kinase activity
Source: RefSeq, a predicted model, not a curated record
CUUCCGUAGCCGCCACGUGGCACCGCGUUUUCCUUUUCUCUCCUACUAUCUUCGACGGCGUUUACCAGUCUCUCAAAGUCUCACUCUCCUUUCUCCCCUUCAAACCGUUUCCUCCUAAUCUCUCUUUCUCUACUAUUGAACAACAAAACCCCAGAAUCCCAAUUUUCCUAUCCAUUUUCUCGGGAAUGUUUCAGAAAAUCAUCAGCCCAGAAAAAUGAACAACUAGUCCGUAAAAAGAUAUUUUCACUGGAUUUUAUUUUUAGGGGUUUCCGUUCGAAGCUCUGUGUUUGGAGGAUUUAGAUGGAUUUAGUUCUCUAUGCAGCAUAUACCUCGAUUUUUCACCAAUAGAAAGGUAAACAAAGACAUGGAUUCGAAGAAGGGCUCGAGGAAGCCGCGCUUGGAGCGCCGCAAUGCUGCAAAGCACAUUGACUACAACGCGACCUCGUCGUCUUCGUCGAUUGAAUCUUCGCCGUCUCCGUCGCUUCAUACUCGCUCCCUCGAUUUGUCGGAAAAGAUGAGUUUUCGAGUCGAGGGCACCGACGGCGAGUUUGAUCGGAUUUGCCGGAGUUUGGGGCUUUCCGGUCCUGAAGACUUUGCUAUUUCGCUGGCGGCGUGGGAGGCUCGGAAGGUCCGAUCGUCUUCUGAUCUUUUGCCCAGGUCUAAGCUUUACCCUUUGGAUAGCUUCAGUGAUUCGAAGAGGGAGCAAGACGAGGAUAGUGGAGCAGCGAUUGCCAAAUUGUCUGAUAGGUUUACGGAUGCUGCAAUUAGGGAUGUUACUGAGUCGACUCGGGCUCAUCCAGCUGAGUCUAGUGGGUGUUGUACUGCUGACGACAGUUUUUGUGCUGGUGGCGGUACUGCCGUUGUUGCCGUUGGAGGAGGAAUUAAGGGUGUCCGGCCACCGUUGCUAAAGCCACCGCCUUCGAUGAGGCUUCCCGAGGUUGAUCUCACGAGCUCGACCUGGGACCUUUUAAGGGAUUUUGCGCCCGACGACAACCAAGAUUCUUCACGAAUGCCCGUUGAAGAUUAUGCUUCUUCGGACGAAGAACGCACAGAAGAGGAGGAAGAACAAGAAGACAAAGUAAAACAAGUGCAGACGGAAGUCGUUGAGGAUCGAAACACAGAUAUCUCAGCAGGGAGGCCCGCCGUCGUUUCUGAGAAUGUGCCGCCCUCUGAAACGUGUUCGUUCACAACGUCUAACGAUGACGACUCUUCUAGCAGCACCACAGAGCCCUCAAACAUUUCUCCGAAUGGGAGAUUUAAGCGUAAUAUUUCCAAUUGGCUAAAGGGUGAGCUUCUGGGGCGCGGGUCAUUCGGUUCUGUAUAUGAAGGAAUUGCAGAUGAUGGUUUCUUUUUUGCCGUGAAGGAAGUUUCCUUGCUUGAUCAAGGAGAUCAAGGAAAACAAAGUAUUUAUCAGCUUGAGCAGGAGAUUGCUCUUCUAAGUCAGUUUGAACAUGAAAACAUAGUUCAAUAUCAUGGCACGGAUAAGGAUGACUCAAAGCUUUAUAUUUUUCUUGAGCUAGUAACCAAGGGAUCCUUGCAAAGACUUUAUCAGAGAUAUAAUCUUCGAGAUUCUCAAGUCUCUGCCUACACAAGACAAAUUUUGCUUGGUUUAAAGUAUCUUCAUGAUCGAAAUGUGGUUCACAGGGACAUUAAAUGUGCAAAUAUACUGGUAGAUGCAAGUGGAUCUGUGAAGCUUGCAGAUUUUGGGUUGGCAAAGGCAACCAAAUUUAAUGACGUCAAAUCUACCAAGGGGACUGCUUGCUGGAUGGCUCCUGAGGUUGUUAACCGAAAGAAUCAAGGGUAUGGGCUUCCAGCUGAUAUAUGGAGUCUUGGGUGUACCGUGUUGGAGAUGUUGACGCAAAAGAUACCAUACUCUGAUUUGGAAUGGAUGCAGGCCUUAUUUAAAAUUGGAAAGGGUGUGCCACCUACUGUUCCUGAUUCUCUCUCUGAAGAGGCACGCGACUUUAUUUUCAAGUGCCUACAAGUAAAUCCUGAUGCUCGUCUCACUGCUGCUCAGCUCUUAGAACAUCCAUUUGUGAAGAAGCCCCUUCCAACAUCUUCUGGAUCAGCAUCACCUUAUAUUUUUGGUGUGCGGUCUUGAGAUAAUUUUCUCUCCAUUAGUUGUGAUUUGUACUUUAAGCUCCAUGUGUGCUGGAAAUUUCUGUGUUGCAUUCUCAAAUUGGGUAGGUUGAGCCGAGGACCCAUGCGUUAAAGCAAUCCUCAGUAUCUGAAAGAAUGUUUGAUCGAACUUGUAAAACAACUUCCAAGUAUCUGCUGAGGAUCUGCUAACGAGAUCUACGAAGUCUCCUUAGAACAACCAUUCAUUUUGGUGUAUUGGAUCCUCUACCUGAGAAUGUGUACUGGAGCUAAAUGCUCUUUUAAUGUUCUCUUCUCAUUUUACAUGAGUUUAUUGGAAGGAUUGGUGUAUUCAAGUCAGUCACAAAUCCUUUCUUUUGUUUUAAUUUUAGAAUAUUUAGUCGGUAAAGAGUCUGGUGUGGGGCAUUAGUUGUAAGAAUUGAAAAAAAAAAGAAAAAAAAAUGAAAACAAAAACAAAGAAAAUUGUUUGUAUAUAUAUGGUCAAUGUCCAAAUUUAAUAGUUGAUUUGUGUA